AGGCGGCAGAAAACCCCUGUUUGGUUGCAUCCCUUUCUCAGGGAAAGGAUACAGGAUUCCCAAAAUUCGUGUGAGUGAGGAUAGUAGAUUCGCUCAAUAGACCUGAGGUGCUCCUUUCUAGGUUUUUUGACCGGAUGUAGCUGUAACAGAGGGUUACAGGAAGAGCGAUAAUCCGCUUUGUGUCCGGCAGAAGCGGGGAAGUGGCUACAUUGUGUCGCUUGUUCUUGCUUCAUUGUAAAGCCAACAGGCCUGUCUGGAGAUAACUUGCUGUGGUCUCACCUUUCCCUCCACCUCCUGAUGGACGUCCUUGGCUUCGUGUGUGCCGUGCUCCUGUGCGCUUCUGUGGUGCAGAGUAAGCCUACGUUAAGGAAAGACAGAGUCCAUCAUGAACCAGAUCUGAGCAGGCCGGGCCACGAAGACAAUAACAGCUACCAGUUCGACCAUGAGGCCUUUCUGGGCAAAGAGGAGGCCAGGACAUUUGAUCAGCUCACACCAGAGGAGAGCAAAGACAGACUGGGUAAAAUAGUUGAUCGGAUAGACGGCAAUGCUGACGGCUACAUCACCACUGCAGAACUUAAGACAUGGAUCAAACGUGUCCAGAAGCGUUACGUGUAUGAGAAUGUAGCAAAGGUGUGGUCAGAUUAUGACCUGAACAAGGACAACAAAAUUUCAUGGGAUGAGUACAAGCAAGCCACAUAUGGAUACUACCUAGCAAACCCAGAGGAGUUUCAGGACGCAACAGACCAGUUCAACUUCAAGAAGAUGCUCCCUCGUGACGAGAGGAGGUUUAAAACUGCUGAUCUGGAUGGGGACUUUGCAGCAGAUAGAGAAGAGUUCACAUCCUUUCUCCACCCUGAGGAGUUUGAUCACAUGAAGGAUAUUGUGGUUUUGGAAACCCUGGAGGACAUUGACAAGAACAGCGACGGACAUGUGGAUGAAGAUGAGUAUAUUGCCGACAUGUUUGCUCACGAGGACGGGGGUCCUGAGCCAGACUGGGUCAAGACUGAGCGAGAACAGUUUUCUGAUUUCAGAGACUUGAACAAAGAUGGUAAGAUGGACCAGGAUGAGAUCCGCCAUUGGAUUAUGCCACAGGACUACGACCAUGCUAUGGCCGAAGCCAGACACCUGGUUUAUGAGUCUGACCAGGACAAGGACCAGAUGCUGACCAAAGAGGAGAUCCUUGAAAACUGGAACAUGUUUGUAGGAAGUCAGGCCACCAACUACGGAGAGGACCUCACCAAGAACCACGAUGAGCUCUGAGCUCUCCGUGCACAUGUGUGAGAAUGACUGUUGAACAAAUCUGUGUUUACAGACAGAUUCACCUAUUCCAAGCAUCACUACAACCACCACUCCAUCCUCUCCUCGUGCGACCCGGGACAGAUGUCAGUGUGAGGGAUUGUUUAAGCAAACACUGUAGAGAACAAACCAGAGGAAGGAUGAGUGUUGGUCCCACCAUUAACACUAAAGAGUCCAUCUCGGUUUUGUUUCUGACAUUCAGGAGCAAAGUCAGGCCGAGUGGACUCUACUUUCCAUCGAUGGUGCCUUCCAGCCGCGUCGCCGGCUCUGCUGCCUCAGAGAUCUGUGUACAUAGUCUUGAAUAAAAUUAAGUUGAAUGCUGAGCUUUAUGUGAUAUACAGGAACAGUUUUUGAUAGUAAUGUAAAUGUGAAACUACAGCGCAGAAAAAUACAUUUUAUUCUGAUUUUAUUUAUUUAUCAAACAUGUUGAACUUUGAGAUAAAUUCAUGUAAAACUAGGUUUUUGUUCUUUCAUCAAGACACCAACUGAUUAUUUGUUUACAGUUUGCCUUGCCAAAUGAUUUUAAUGUUCUUUUUGUUACAUUUUUUAGUUAAGUGCUUUAAGAAUUGUUAAUUAAAAGAUGUUUAUUGGCACGGUUUUUGCACGCCUUGGUUUUUUGUGCCUGUGAACUUUUUAGUUUGUUACACUUAGUUUGACAUGUAUUUAUUGCUUUAUUUGAGUUAGCUCCAUCUUAAUUUUGAUUGACUUUUACUGACGUUUUAUCUGAGCUUUACUGUUUACGACUGUUUAAUUUAAUUAAAUCUUUUUGAGUAUUUUAUAGGUUGAUACACAAAAUAAAAUAGAAGAGUUUUCUUGGGUCAUCUCAAAUGAGAGCAUCUAGUUGCAUAAGUCUGAGGUCUUCUCUUGUAUUGCAUGUGUUGAAUUACAUUUGCUCUGUUAAACAUUGAAUAUUACAGCCUGGUGUUAUUGCACAUCUGAAAUACUCUUUUAUCAAAUGUGGUCCUCCUUUUUAUCUGAAUCUGUCACACAUGAGCACAAAUGCUUCAACCUGUUUUUAUUUCAUCACUGCAGAUGCUCAUGAAUUGUCUCAAAAUAAAUAAAGGUUUGUGUAUUUGGUUUGUUUA
Messenger RNA from Notolabrus celidotus (New Zealand spotty), 2381 nucleotides. It is a transcript of the gene rcn1, whose product is annotated as reticulocalbin 1, EF-hand calcium binding domain. Gene Ontology annotation, molecular function: calcium ion binding. The transcript is spliced from 6 exons. The coding region runs from base 298 to 1260 and encodes 320 amino acids. The record is from RefSeq and is a predicted model, not a curated record. NCBI's taxonomy places the organism in Eukaryota, Metazoa, Chordata, Actinopteri, Labriformes, Labridae. Gene Ontology annotation, cellular component: endoplasmic reticulum.